ACACAUUUUGCAGUUAAAAUCGUCGUCGUCGUCGACGUCGUCGUCGUCGUCGUCGUCGUCGUCGUCGUCGUCGUCGUUGUCGUCGACGUCGUCGUCGUCGUCGUCGUCGACGACGACGACCGCAGUUUUGCCCGGUCUCUUUUUAACAACGAUUUUCACGCGCAAGUCUGCACAACUUCAAAAACUGUAUAUUUGCGCGCGCGUUAACGUAUUUAUCAUGAGAAGUCGGUGAUAUUGUAGAUAUUUUGUAGACACGAUCAGUGUCUUAUUUUUGAAGUAACUUUGUUUGCAAAACUCGAGCGUGUUUCUGCGACACGCGCCUUGACAGCAAACCCUUCCUUUCCUCUCCUUCAUCCCCCCUUUUUAUCCCCCGUCUUUUUCUCUUUCUCUUUCGCCUUCCUUACUGCUCUUUCUGUUCCUCUUAUUUCUUCUCUUGCUUCUUCUCUUACCAAACGUGAAUCUUACGACGAACAUUCGCUCCUUCUCGAAAAAUAACAACUUCUCCUUUCAAAAUAAAUUUCACUCUUACGAGGAUCGGUAAGGAGCACGUGUCUCUCGUGUGUGUUGUGUUACGUGCUACAAAAAAAUGUGAGACACGUAUUGUUCGAAACCCGUGUGUAUUAUGUGCUGCAUUAGGACUACCAUAUUAACCGCACCAAGUUUUAGCGUCAAUGACAUACGCGUUCUGUAUUUCUCUUGGUGCCAUUCUUGAGAACGUUCGAUCCGAAAAUUACUUUCGGUUUCCGACGUACUUUUCAUCGCGUACAUCGCUCUGUCUGAGGAAGACUGUUGUGCUUGGAAUAUCGUUUGAAGUCGGCUCAAAACAAAACACUGGACGAUUGUUCUGUGUCAGGAAAAAUUGGUGAUAGAAUUAUUUUUAGUGCGCACCGUUAGUCUAGUUGUCACAGAUCGUAUAGAUAGAAUUGGUCAAGUUCAUUGCGAAAAGUAUAAAUGGGGUUGUAUCAGUGGAGGCAGCGGGGGAACCCCCUCGCUGAGGAGCACGGAAGUUCCAACUCCGACACCUCCUAUGCCAUUUUUAAGUUCUGAGUGUCCUUUGUAUAAUACGACCAAUCUGCAGGGUCACACUACCCAAAGAUCUAAAUCGCGGACGGAUGCAAUGUUGGAACGUGCUCUGACUCAACCACAGCAUUGUUCCGUGGAUCCGCUUGACAACGCCCUGAGCUGGGGAAUACCUAUCUGGGCAACCGAUAAAAUUCAGGCUUGGCUCGAUAAGAUCUAUGCAUCUCUUAAAGAUACUAAUAGUUUGAAACAUCUACAAGGAACAACGAGCAGGCAUAGGUUCGAAAAAGAUCUUAAAGUCAAGCAUUUGAAAGAGUCAUAUGUCAAGUUUGAAUCUUUCCACAGAGAUACAAGACCUGUAUUUUUGGAAUUAUCAACGUGGCCAACGUUGAACUUUGACGGCGAUCCAGGAACUUGUCCUUUUGACGCAAAGAGGAGAGAGAAACUUGAAAAUAAAACAAAUAAGGAGGUUAAAGAAAACAGAGAAGCUAUUGCAAAUAAAAAAGAAGGUAAAGAGAUGACUCGACGACCACGUACCACUGCAGCUCGUGCUCGUAGAACAGAACAAUUAGGAGCUGGUUAUUGUGAAAUAUGUCGAAUAGAUUAUCGUGAUCUAACGAAACAUGUACAAAGUGAUCAACAUUCGAAUUUUGUUCAAAACGAUGACAAUUUUCUCUCUUUGGAUACAUUAAUCAAUACAAGUGCCAGUGUAGAGGCAUUUUUGAAACUGAACAGAACAAAAGAUAUCGGAGAAGAAUGCAAUAUAUAUCCAACUGAAGAUCGUACUCUUCGCGAUGUACUGCCAGAGGAAAAGGUCACUAAACAUGAAAAGACUUUAAAUAAUUUUUCUGUACAAGGAAUAGACAUGGUGCAGUGCAAUGGAACGAGAAGAAAUCUUAAUUUAAAAUUAAAUUCUCCUCACAACUUGCGAACGCGUGCAAAACACGAAAGUGGACAUUUAUUGAGAUCAAAGGGUAGCCCUUGGCACGAAGUCGAUAAGAACGAAAAAUUUUAUGACAGAUUCGAGGGUUUUACUAUAAAAAAGAGAGCGAAGGGAACCAUUUGGAUCGAAGAAGAAGAUCCGGAAAAUAAAUACUCGCAAGCAAAUGACAUUAAAAACUCUGACCAAGUAGAUUAUAAUAAUAUUAAAUCGCCGGGAAAAGAUGUAAAUGGCAUCAAUCAACGUGGGUAUGGGGAUAAUAAUUCUGUAAAUAAAAGACAUAAUGGUACAGAUAAUCAGGAUAUUAAAGAAUUAGAUGGAAGGGUUCCAACUAAUGAACAAAAUGUUGUGUUUAAUCCUGAGCUUCCUUCAAAGAAUGCAAACGAUGUAAAUGUUAAUAUUCACGGAGAGAUUAAUGAGAAUAGAAGAUCUACUUUGUUAAAAAAUAAUGUAAAUAUAAAUGGCUUAUCUGAUAAGAAUAAUCGUAUCGAAUCAUGGAAAUCUAUAGACGGUAAAGUAAAGUUUGAUGGUGUAAAGCACGAGUUGGAAUUACAAAGAGUCCGAUCAGACGAUGAAAGAGUUGGGAAUGAUCGUAAUGAGAAGGGAUCUGAAGUAGUUUGUAAUAAUGGCCAUACGGAGAACAACCAAAAAGAAUUUAAAACGUUACAAUGUACGGAAAAAGAAUUAGGUUGUGAGAAACUCCGAUCGCCUAGAGCUGGUAGAAGGGGUGGUAGAAGUUUUCGCGGACGUCAUAGAUUGUCGGUCGAAGAACGGCUGAUCGAGGAUAAUCGUGCAUAUUACAAAGUCGAAGUAUUAGGAAGUAAGUUACGAUCGAGCACGUUACCAGGCAAUAAUAACGCAUCAAAUCCUACAAUUAAGGAUGCGGACGAGGGUGAAAAGAAGGAACAGCCAUCCAGUGAAAAACCAGUCGUCGUAAGAUUCAAACGCGUAAGAAAAUCUGAACUCUCCUUGCUCAGCGACGAGGCCGAGUCUUUCAUGUUUGGAGAACCUAAGCGCGAUGACACCAGCGAAGUUAGCGACGAAGAACAAGCCAGCAUUUUACCGAGAGAUACCGAAAGCGAAUACAACGAGACUGUCAGUUCCGACAUACUUAGUUCGAGUUUGGAUUCCAGUCCUCGGAUAAAACAAGAGAUUUUGGAAGAAGAUUCACAGGAUUCUGUAAAUCUUGGCAGAGCGAGGAAAAGAAGACGGACACAGGCAGAGGCGCUUAUCAAAGACAACGCUGAUUACUACAAGUUCGAGACACCUGGCAGUAGACUGAGAUAUCAGGCACCUUUAACGGGGGUCAAGGUACCCAUUAAUCCCGAGCAUAUAAGCAAGGAAGUACGGUCUGACGUUAACGGUGGAGAAAUUGUAGAGAAAAUAUAUCCGUCCAAACCUUCGGCAGAAGUUGAAAGAAUGCAAUUUUCGUUCGAAGUAGUACCAAAAUCGGAGCCGUGGUAUCAAACCUAUCAACGGCAAGACGAAGGCGCCGAAUUUUGGCAUUAUUUUAGCGAUGGAGAUACAGGAAGGCCGUUCCUUUUGCCCUAUGAAAUAGAAAACUUCCAUGAGACUAUACUGAGGAAUCAGGCGAAGAAUGAAAACAGGAAAAAAGGUAGAGGUCGUAGUAUGGGCUGCGUCGGACGGUCGCCUAGAAAAAGUCCACGUUGUCAUGCAUCGACGUUGGCUAUAAUGUCUACGAUCAUAAGAAAAAGGGAACAGCAGCAACUCUCUUCAAAUUUGUGUACGAUAGAAGAAUACCGAUCUCCUAAAUCGCAGAUUGAUAGUGCACCGAAAGCAGAUACAAAAGCGGAUUUAAAAUUGGAUUCAAAGACGACCGACAUCGAUGAAGAACUGAAAGAAAUCGCGAAAAAUAUCGAUGAAAUGCUUAAUAUGAGAGACACCUUGGAAAUAGAGGAUGCGUUUGAAACCGAUAAUGCGCAACUCGAGGGGCUAGAGGAGGAGGAUGAUUUCAUCGAGUCAAAUGUACCGAAAGGUCCUCCGGCGAAUCUGUUGGAAUUACUGGACAAUUGUCAUGAACUCGUACCGUGUAUAGAAAACUCAUCGUGCGCAAGCUCGGAGUGUGGCGAAGGAAAUGUCGAGUCGCCCUUAAAACGACGUAAGAAGAGAAAAAAUAGAACGGGAUGGCCUGGAAUUAAAAUACGAAAAAAGUUACAAAAUAAGAUAAUUAUAGGCUCGUACAACGGUGGUCAGGGAAAUUUCAAGAGAGGAGAGUUAUCAAGAGAGAAAAGUGUUGGUCUGUUUGAAGGAAAUGCCGACGCCGACGCCGACGCCGACGCCGACGCCGACGCCGACGUGUCUUUACGAUUGAUGGCAGAUACACGUGCAGAAAUAGUUUUAUCGAAUGGUAGUACAAUGUCAUCUACUACUAGGUACAAUGAAAAGACAUCAAUCGAUAAAAAAAAUAAUAAAAGCACGCCGGAUGAUUGCGAUGAUUCCAGCGUAUCUGCUAAAGUAUCUCUUAAAACGUGUCCCAAAACGUGUCCUAAAACGUGUCUUAGCACGACCGUGAUUAGUAAAAAUAAAAGUAUGGACAAUAGCAGCGGUGUCAAAAAUUGCACCGCCACUGACGAGUUGAAAAUUCCUAAGGUAUUUAGCGAGGCGCAAAGAACUUUGUCGGAUAAGAAUUUUACGUUGGACAUAGAAGAAGAAGUAUCGGAGAACGAUCCUGGAAACGAUGAAAAUCACGAGAAUGUAUUUAGGAAAGAUGUUAACGGUGUUAUAAUGUUAGAACGACCAUUCAUCGCGAAAACGGUCGUAAAGAAACGUCCGCGCAUAAACACAUCCUCGGAGAGCUGCGAAUCGCGUACCGAGAUCGAAAAUCAUGACAUUUUGUUGUCUAGGAAAGACAUAGAUUCUGGCAUAGUGUCGAGAAAGCAUCAUGGCUCCAGCGAAGUGUCUAGGCUAGGACGUCAACAAACUCAUUCGGAAAAUUCUAAUAUCGAUGUAGACGCUCAUAGGAGUGUUUACAGAAGGAGUAAGGUAGGAGUGGUAACGUCUAGGAAACGAGUUAACACGAGGAAACAACGACGAAGGAAUAAUAACGUUCCCUCGGAAUCCGUAUACGAGAGCGAAAAUUGUAAGAAGGAGUCUUAUUUGAGUAUUACUUGUAAGAAGCAAGAAACUAUGAAGAGUGCGAAGAAACAAAGAGACGAAACGAUAGGAUCCUCGAUGGACGUACAAGACUCGGCUGAAUUGGAGUGCGCACUGUCGGAACGUAACACGCCUACCACCACCACCACCGUCGUGCCGCCUUCCGAUUUACAACAAAGACGUUCGAGCAUCGAGUUUCAGCCGGUAGUUAGAAUGAUGAAGAUAGACAAUCCAGUUGACAUGGAUCACAGUAUUUUGUCGGUGACUGUAGCGAGUAAUAGAAGAUUAAGAAGUUCCAAUUCUCAUAGACCGAACGCUCAGCCACCGCGAAAACGUUUGAAAACUGCUCGUGGACAAUUUGGAAGGUGGCUAAAGAGUAGCUGAAAUCUCGAAUAAAUCGCGCCUACGCUACCGCGAAAUUUCGAAAUUGAAGUCCUCUUUUAUGCCGUUUCUUCUUCUUCUUCUUCUUCUUGCCACCAAGAGGCGCUGGAAUUUUGAAAUUUUAUUUACCCAUGUAAAUUAUGUGUAAUAUAGUAUUCGUCUAUGUAGUAUAUAGUAUUUAACAUUACUGACACGUAAAAUCGUAGUAAUACCCUUACUUGAUAUCUCUUGACGGUACACGCGACAUCGCGUCGUCAAACUUCUUGUACAUUCGUCGAAUGCGGUCUUGGAUGUUCUCGGAAUUAAUGUGAGUUUCUUUUUUCUAUACGCGUUAUCUAUUCCCUCCCCCUACCCCCCUCCCAACGCUCGUUUCCACUCUCACAGCGGCUUUUUCGUUUAUAUUAUAAUGUUUGUAACAGGUACAAAGAUAUUCCAUGUAUUAUAUAAACGGUAUUUCUGGAACAUAUGUGACUAAAGAGAAGAGAUUCUUUAAGUGCACGAGACUGCAUACAGCUUUAUAAUAUGUAUAAUCAUAUUCUGUUUAUGCUUCGCAUUAUUCAAGGUAACAUUGUAAAUCCUCGGAGGAAAACAAAAA
Vespula pensylvanica (western yellowjacket) is the source of this 6050-nucleotide messenger RNA. RefSeq lists its product as uncharacterized. Gene Ontology annotation, molecular function: zinc ion binding; nucleic acid binding; protein serine/threonine kinase activator activity. The transcript has 7 exons. NCBI's taxonomy places the organism in Eukaryota, Metazoa, Arthropoda, Insecta, Hymenoptera, Vespidae. Gene Ontology annotation, biological process: regulation of cell cycle phase transition; positive regulation of nuclear cell cycle DNA replication. Gene Ontology annotation, cellular component: Dbf4-dependent protein kinase complex; nucleus. The record is from RefSeq and is a predicted model, not a curated record. Bases 1028 to 5458 code for a protein of 1476 amino acids.